AUGGAAGAGCUUCAGCCAGAUACCGGCGGGAGAGAAGAGAAGAAGAAUAGUCAGAAGCUGGGAAAGAGCAAUAGCGGAGCGAUGGUACAGGUACUGCCCACCACCACCAAGGCCUCCGAGAUUGCUUGUUGUCCCGUCCAUGGUGAAUCACGAGGUGAAGCAGGCGACAAUCGCCGUCGACUUAAACGUCCAGCUGAGAUCCGCCGACAUGCCAGGGACGAUGUAGGAGCGCGCCUUUUGGUCUACCAAUCUUUUCUCGAUGCUAAUUGCCACGAUAAACGCCCCAACCCCACUCGCCUCGCCAUGUGUUUGAAAAAGGAGUUUGAUGGAGCGUACGGGCCGGCUUGGCACUGCAUUAGCAGGGAAGAGUUUCCGACGGAGGUCCGGCCGCUGAUCAAACCCAAGCCCCCUCGACUACUCAAGCUCACCAUCAACGAAUGA
This is a messenger RNA of Linum trigynum, 441 nucleotides long. The record is from the annotation of a GenBank genome assembly. NCBI's taxonomy places the organism in Eukaryota, Viridiplantae, Streptophyta, Magnoliopsida, Malpighiales, Linaceae.